AUGGCCUCUCCACCCAAGCCCUGGGAGCAGCCUGGCGCGGCUGCGACUGCUGCCACAUCGCCUAUCUUGCCGUCAGUUGCGUCAGGAACUACGACAUCAAUCACCGAUUCGUCUUCUGCCCCUCCGCUUCCUAAUCGACCUUCGUCUCUCACAUCGACGGUAAAUCAGAACGCUGCCAAUUACAGCAGGAUGAAUACCUCGCCGUAUAGCUCAAUGGGGGGCGCGUACUCCUCACCCUAUUCCAGCCCAUACUCGCGGUUUGGCAUGGGCGGUAUGGGCGGCAUGAGUGGCUAUGGAGGAGGCAUGUACGGUGGAGGAUACGGUGGCUACGGAGGAGGCAUGUAUGGAGGUAUGGGCGGCGGUAUGUACGGUGGUGGCAUGGGAAUGCCUGGCGACCAAAACAGCUUGACCAAUACCUUCAACAACAGCACUCAGGCUACCUUCCAAAUGCUCGAGGGUAUUGUCACAGCCUUUGGAGGCUUCGCCCAGAUGCUUGAGAGUACCUACAUGGCUACUCACUCCAGCUUCUUUGCCAUGGUCUCUGUCGCUGAACAAUUUGGCAACCUGAGGGAUACUCUGGGCUCCGUGCUGGGCAUCUUCACAUUGAUGCGCUGGAUUCGCACAUUGAUUGCCAAGCUUACUGGUCGACCGCCGCCUGCCGAUGCGACUGCCCUUACACCAGCUGCAUUUGCACGCUUCGAAGGUCGAAGCGUUGGCCCAGACGGUAACCCACUUCCUGCGAAGGCUAGCAAGAAGCCUUUACUCUUCUUUGUCCUGGCCGCCUUUGGCAUUCCUUAUCUCAUGUCAAAGAUGAUAAGGACGCUUGCUGCCUCGCAAGAGCAGGAGCAGAAGCGUCUUCAGGCCCAGGCCAUGGAAUCACAGCAGCCGGUCGACCCUGCUAAGCUUGAGUUUUGCCGACUCACCUUCGACUUCCUCCCUCAGCCUAACACAGGCAUGGAGCUUGAGGCCAGAAAGGGUGACCUUGUUGCCGUCCUAAGUAAAAACGAUCCCUCUGGUAAUCCAAGUGAGUGGUGGCAGUGCCGAUCCCGCGACGGCCGCUCAGGCUAUCUUCCAUCUACCUACCUCGAAGUCAUCAAGCGCCCGGCACAAGAGCCCAAGAAGAUCAAGGCCGCGCCUAGCGAGAGCAGCCGUACAAACUCCCUAACCAGCUCGAUUGUCCGCCCCGAGGAUGGGAAGAGCGACUAUGCUUCUGCUGACGGCAUGCAAAGGAGCCACUUCUACUCAUAG
This is a messenger RNA of Fusarium subglutinans, 1248 nucleotides long. RefSeq names its product peroxisomal membrane pex13. The record is from RefSeq and is a predicted model, not a curated record. The coding region runs from base 1 to 1248 and encodes 415 amino acids. The transcript has 3 exons. Gene Ontology annotation, cellular component: peroxisomal membrane; peroxisome; peroxisomal importomer complex. Gene Ontology annotation, biological process: protein import into peroxisome matrix, docking. Gene Ontology annotation, molecular function: protein binding. NCBI's taxonomy places the organism in Eukaryota, Fungi, Ascomycota, Sordariomycetes, Hypocreales, Nectriaceae.